GAUAAAGAUAAUCACUGUUUCCUUUCAUUAUUCGCUUAUCAAACAUUUCUAUUGUUUUUUCACCCUCUCAUGGUCCUGCAAGUGUAACCGUUCGAUGUUGAUCAACGGACACUCGCAGAUUCGGCGGUGACCUCUGAAGAAAAGAACCCUUUUUUCAGAUAUAGAAGAUUUACAGAUUCCAUUUUUGUUUUCCGUCCAUCCUUGGAAAAAUAAGGAUCAUACCCAACAACCAUGAAAACCCAAGUAUUUGAUUAUUUGAUUUCUGGUCUCUAGUCGGUCUAUCUCUCUCCUGGGUCCAGGACAUGCAGAAAGGGAUCAAACCCAUCAAGGAAUAGCCUUGAGAUUUCGGAUAAUUUGGUCUGUCUCUUCUUGGGAUUGUCGUAUUAAUGGAGAUGCAGAAUAUUGAAUGUGUGCCAUCCACGGAUGUGAUGGAUGAGGAUGAGAUCCAUCACCACCAUACCCAGUUCCCUUCAAUAUCGGUUUCAAAGCCUCUCGGCAAUAUUCUGUCCCCGGGAAUUCUUUCCGGCACCACCAGUGUCCACGAGCUUCUCGAAUGCCCAGUUUGUACCAAUUCUAUGUACCCGCCGAUUCAUCAGUGCCAUAAUGGACAUACGCUCUGUUCAACCUGUAAAACAAGGGUGCAUAAUAGGUGCCCCACCUGUAGGCAGGAGCUUGGAGAUAUAAGAUGUCUAGCAUUGGAGAAGGUGGCUGAAUCACUCGAACUGCCUUGCAAGUACAUGUCACUUGGAUGCCCUGAGAUAUUUCCAUACUAUAGCAAACUCAAACACGAGUCCUUGUGUAACUUCAGACCAUACAACUGCCCAUAUGCUGGAUCAGAGUGUUCUGUUGUUGGGGAUAUCCCCUUUCUCGUUGCUCAUUUGAGGGACGAUCAUAAGGUGGAUAUGCAUUCGGGAUGCACUUUUAACCAUCGUUACGUCAAGUCGAAUCCUCGUGAAGUGGAAAAUGCUACAUGGAUGUUAACUGUAUUUCACUGCUUUGGUCAAUACUUCUGUCUCCAUUUUGAGGCUUUCCAUGUCGGGAUGGCUCCUGUUUAUAUGGCAUUCCUCCGUUUCAUGGGUGAUGAGAUAGAAGCCCGGAACUACAGCUACAGCCUGGAGGUGGGAGGUAAUGGCAGGAAACUGAUUUGGGAAGGCACUCCAAGAAGCAUAAGAGAUAGCCACCGAAAGGUUAGGGACAGCCAUGACGGCCUCAUCAUACAGCGUAACAUGGCCCUCUUCUUCUCUGGCGGGGAUAGGAAAGAGUUGAAACUACGAGUUACGGGUCGGAUAUGGAAAGAACAGCAAAAUCCAGAAGGCGGGGCGUGCAUACCCAACCUUUGUAGUUAGCAGUCUUAUCUCUCUCUCUUGUGUGUGCUGAAUUUCUUCUUGUGGUAAUAAUACAUACAUAUAUUUGAGAAUCCUUGUACUCUUGUUGAACUGGACGCUUGACCUUUUAUAAGUUGUCAAUAAGCUUCCUUUCUCAUUUGCCAGACUUGGAUUCCUGCCAUUUUAAUGAAGUUUCAGAUAUACAGCCUAUUGUAAAUGGUGGGAAUAUUUCAAACUGUAAUUUGAUUUUUGUUUGCGUCUCUGGACCAUC
Tripterygium wilfordii is the source of this 1596-nucleotide messenger RNA. RefSeq names its product E3 ubiquitin-protein ligase SINAT3-like. The transcript has 3 exons. The coding region runs from base 387 to 1346 and encodes 319 amino acids. Lineage: Eukaryota; Viridiplantae; Streptophyta; Magnoliopsida; Celastrales; Celastraceae. The record is from RefSeq and is a predicted model, not a curated record. Gene Ontology annotation, molecular function: protein binding; ubiquitin protein ligase activity; zinc ion binding. Gene Ontology annotation, biological process: ubiquitin-dependent protein catabolic process; multicellular organism development. Gene Ontology annotation, cellular component: cytoplasm.